Messenger RNA from Fraxinus pennsylvanica, 534 nucleotides. Lineage: Eukaryota; Viridiplantae; Streptophyta; Magnoliopsida; Lamiales; Oleaceae. The record is from the annotation of a GenBank genome assembly.
AUGAAAUCAUUUGUUUCGUUUAAAGAUAAGAAUCAUUCUAAAAGUGGUGUAACCAGUCCACUAGCUAACGAGGACGAGUUGUUUUCUGGCUCUGUCAUUUACAAUAUCAAACGUCUACUUUGUAUACCUGACACAGACCCUGCAGUUCAUCAGAAUUUUCGAAGAAUAAGAAAUACGAGGUUGCUUCGAGCUACGACUCAUGAUGCGAUCUACAAUCUGCCGGACCAAUCUAGUGUUGAGAUGAAGGUUGGCCUAUGCCGUGGGAAAAAAAUGCUUAAGGGUGCAGUCCAAGGGACACCACUGGAAGGUGCAAUUGCUUCAGGCAUCGAAAAUUUGCACUUAUCAAGGAUUGGAGCUACUCUAAUGAGUCCUCAUUAUCCUCUUAUUCAUGUGUGCAUCAUCGUGGAUGUUUCGAAUGCGGUGAAAGUUUUCACGAAUGUUACCCUCAAAGGUUUUCCUAUGGAAGUAAGGAUGCCAAAUUUUGAUGGUGGCCAUGGUCUGUGGGCUGAAAACUUGUCCCACAGUUAUGGUUAG